AUGACCAACAGCUUCCAGACGGGAGUGCAAGUGUUUAUCCCCGCGGCGCUGAAUCGACCCACGCACACGCUCUACAGUAUCUGCAUGUUGGUGCAGCCAACGAAUCAGGAGUGGACCGUCAACCGCCGCUACUCGCAGUUCCUGCAGCUCCGGAAGGACAUUCAGCACACAUUAGCUGCCCAGAGCGCCUCGUGUGCAAACUGUGCGAGCUUCAGUCGUGCACUCAGCCACUUUCGCUUUCCAAGCAAGUCGCUUUUGCGGACGAAUUCCGUCGUCCGCCAUCGCGUCUCAUCGUUGCAAGACUUCCUCAAGCUGGUGGUAGGACGCGUGUACAACGACGUCCCCAAGUGCAGCACGUGCGGCCACGAGAUUCAGAGGAUGACGCGGCCGUUCCUCAUUCGAGGAGCACAGCCGAUCAAUGGAUCCAUUCUGUCCAAGAUCAACAAGUCCCUGUCGCUGGACUCCUAUGCUUUAGUAGACCAGCCAGUGGUGCCCGUGCCGGAUCCGACGCCGCCUCUUUCCCUCACGAUUGCGGGCAGGGAACUCUUUAGCGCCAGUAAAUCGUCCAGCAAACCCAUUUUCACACAUAGUCCGAGCUCACGUGGCAAGUCCAGCUUCUCGCACAGCAAGGUCAAGCUCAGCACUGCAUCGGAUGGUGCAUCUACCCAGCCGAACGAGUCGGAAGAUCCUAUCAUGGAUUACUCAGACAGCGAUGAGGAUGGCUAUUGCUAUGGCAAGAAGUACGACGAUCAGCUGUGCUACGAUGAAGGGGUGCCUCUUGAAGAUGCCAUGAAACAGGUCGUGUUGCCUGAUGGAGCUCGUGCAACGUGUGAAGAAGUUGUUGUCCGACUCACGACGAUGUGGGCCGCGUACCAUCUUGACGAGGCCCUUUCAUCGUUACCACCCGAGCGGCUUUCACAACAAGCCAAUUUUAUCGCGAUAGACGAGAAGGAGUACGCGUUUUGA
Peronospora matthiolae is the source of this 966-nucleotide messenger RNA. NCBI's taxonomy places the organism in Eukaryota, Oomycota, Peronosporomycetes, Peronosporales, Peronosporaceae. The record is from the annotation of a GenBank genome assembly.